AUGGUGACUUCAACUGCUAUGACAUGGUCAGCAGUUCACGGUGACACCACCAUAGAAAACACCACGGCCCAGCCACACUCGGACCAUCCAGUGCGUUUUGCUUUUCACCGUCCUCCCAGCACCCCUGCUAGCGCAUCCUCUACGACUCCACGAGCUACAUCUGCUAAAACUUAUGUGAGCAUCUAUAAGGGCUGGAUUUUCCUGUUUGAUCUGCAAAGGUCCUCUGAACAAACCAGUCUUCUCAACAUGCUGCAGAAGCUUCAUUGGUUGCAGUAG
This is a messenger RNA of Knipowitschia caucasica, 276 nucleotides long. NCBI's taxonomy places the organism in Eukaryota, Metazoa, Chordata, Actinopteri, Gobiiformes, Gobiidae. The record is from the annotation of a GenBank genome assembly.